GUGCGGGGUGUGUGUGUCCUUUUCUCCCUUCUGCCUGCCUUUCUUUCUUUUCUCCUUGAUUUAUUUCCCCCUCUCUCAGGUCAUCCCAUGGUUUUCAGGUCCCCUUUAGAGCUUUAUCCCACCCAUUUCUUCUUGCCAAACUUCACCACCGACCCGCAUCACCGCUCCUUACUUCUCGCCAGUAGUAGCAGCAGCAGCAGCAGCAGCAGCACGGGCUGCAGCCCCGGUGCUGGCGGCGGUGGAGGAGGCAGCUCCAGGGGACCGCAAGAAGAGUUGUCAAUGUUUCAGCUGCCCACACUCAACUUCUCCCCGGAACAAGUGGCCAGUGUCUGCGAGACGCUGGAGGAGACUGGAGACAUCGAGCGGCUGGGGAGGUUCCUCUGGUCGCUGCCCGUGGCGCCAGGGGCAUGCGAGGCCAUCAACAAGCACGAGUCAAUCCUCAGAGCCCGGGCGGUUGUGGCCUUCCACACCGGCAACUUCCGAGACCUCUAUCACAUCCUGGAGAACCACAAAUUCACCAAGGAGUCCCAUGGCAAGCUGCAGGCCAUGUGGCUCGAAGCGCAUUACCAGGAGGCCGAGAAGCUGAGGGGUCGCCCGCUAGGGCCGGUUGAUAAAUACAGGGUGAGAAAGAAGUUCCCGCUGCCCAGGACCAUCUGGGAUGGAGAGCAGAAGACGCACUGCUUCAAGGAGAGGACUCGCAGCCUCCUCAGGGAGUGGUACCUGCAAGACCCCUACCCCAACCCCAGCAAGAAAAGGGAACUGGCGCAGGCCACCGGCCUCACCCCCACGCAAGUAGGCAACUGGUUCAAAAACCGAAGGCAAAGAGACAGAGCAGCCGCUGCUAAAAACAGGCUCCAGCACCAGGCGAUAGGACAGAGCGGCAUGCGGUCGCUGGCAGAGCCCGGCUGCCCUACACACAACUCGGCCGAGUCUCCGUCCACGGCGGCCAGUCCUACCACCAGCGUCUCCAGUUUGACAGAACGAGCCGAGACGGGGACCUCCAUCCUCUCGGUAACCUCCAGCGACUCGGAAUGUGAUGUAUGAUACCGGCAAACAACCCAAACCAACCAGCCAAGCACCCGCUCCCCGACCCAGACCAUCGGCCCCAGAAUCAGGACACACAGACACACACUCAGCAAGAGAAACGCAAAGCAAACGCGUAAACAAUAGCAAACAAACAAACAAAAAGAGAAUCCACCGCCACCACCAACAGCCACCGCCGCCACCAAGAGAUGGAGCUAAAACUUCAACAGACAGUCGCUGAUACUGAGGCUGCAGCGGGGGGAAUAAUAAUAAUUAUAUUAAAAAAGUGACAAUUGCAUUCUUUUUAGGACAAGCACGAUUUCUCCUUUGCGCUUUUCCAUGGACGCAUUUCACCCACUUGCAUGAUAAUGAUGAUGCUGAUGAUUAAAUUUGUAUCUGGGAAAAAUAUUCUCUAUAGUAAAGAAACAAAAACAAAAAACAAACAAACAAACAAAAACUCCGAUCGAAUUUGUAUAAAAACAAUAAAAAUAAAAAAAAAAUAAAAAGGAACUCCUUGAAGAGGGAAAUAACAAAUGUUUAUCGCCUUUUUGUUGGUUCUCUUUCUCUCUCUCUCUCUCCCUCCCCCCUCUCUUUCUCUCUGUUUUUAAGUCCAAGUGAUGGUCCAGCCAAGAUGCAAUCUUCUGUUUUUUUGUUCAGCAGACAAUCAUUUUAUUCGUAAGCACCUUUUUUUCUACACUUCUGUCACUGCCU
Molecule: messenger RNA, 1734 nt
Organism: Mauremys reevesii (Reeves's turtle)
Lineage: Eukaryota; Metazoa; Chordata; Testudines; Geoemydidae
Gene: SIX3
Product: SIX homeobox 3
Exons: 2
Coding region: 88-1044 (318 amino acids)
Biological process (GO): brain development; regulation of transcription by RNA polymerase II; eye development
Cellular component (GO): transcription regulator complex; nucleus
Molecular function (GO): RNA polymerase II cis-regulatory region sequence-specific DNA binding; DNA-binding transcription factor activity, RNA polymerase II-specific
Source: RefSeq, a predicted model, not a curated record